Molecule: messenger RNA, 2374 nt
Organism: Ctenocephalides felis (cat flea)
Lineage: Eukaryota; Metazoa; Arthropoda; Insecta; Siphonaptera; Pulicidae
Exons: 11
Coding region: 90-2357 (755 amino acids)
Biological process (GO): regulation of transcription by RNA polymerase II
Cellular component (GO): nucleus
Molecular function (GO): transcription coregulator activity
Source: RefSeq, a predicted model, not a curated record
CAUCCGUGGAAUAAAAUCAACAAUAAUAAAUAAUAAUACAAACAUAUCAAUAAAAAUGUAAAUAACAAUAACAGUGUCCUUAGGCAAACAUGAAGGUACUCGACAAAAGUGAAAAUCAAUCAAACGAAGACAACAAUGUCGACAUAUUAAAUUCAGGCUCUCAAACGAAUUCAGUCCAUUACGAUUCUAGUCUUAUUGUCGUCGAGAAAAACUCUGAACAAAAUGUAGAUGAUCUGAUAACAAGUACAGACGAAGAUGAAGAUUCGGAAGCUGAUCAAAUCUAUAUUCUCCCGAACUCCUUGGACGAGAUCAACGAUGACAAUAAAGGAGUCGCUAGUGUUACACCUUUUUACAAAGCCUCUUACAGUCAAUUGGAAGAUAUUAUUACGCAUUCCAAAUCCUCCGAUGCCUUAAUCACACAAAUUCUUCAAAAGUUUGGCCUAUCAGUCGAAGACUUGUACAGCAUAGUUUUGAACGAUGAAAGGAAAUGGGUGUGCCCUAUACCUGAUUGCAGUCGAUUGUUUCCCAGACUGAUUGUACUGAAGACGCAUAUUCUACAGCAUUACCGAUAUAAACCAUUCAAGUGCGAUGUUGAGAAUUGCAAAUGGGCCUUCUACACUGCAUUUAAAUUGAAGAGGCACAAGGAUACUCAUUCGAAUAAUAAAACAUUUCCUUGCAACGAGGAAGGAUGUACUAAAAGCUUUACAACAGUUUACAAUUUAAAAGUUCAUCAGAAAUUGCACGCGAGGCCAAAAUUAUGCAAAUGUACCGUACCAGACUGUCAAGAAGUCUUCUGCACGAAAAGGGAUCUGGAGAAACAUCUAAAGAACCACGAUCCAAAAUAUGCACCUUACAAGUGUCCUUUGGAUUGGUGCGGAAAUGCAUAUUUCAGUUUCAGUGCUCUUUCGUCCCAUUCUCGUUCCCAUCAGUAUAAACACGAUGAACUUAAAUGCAAAUGGCCAAAAUGUGGAAAAAUUUUUGAUCUGCCUUGUCGACUGAAGGCCCAUGUCCGCCAGCACACUGGUGAUCGACCUUAUGAAUGCCAAUUCGAGAAUUGCACAGCGUCCUUUACAACUUCAAGUAAACUGAGACGUCACGAGAGGACUCAUGUAAACGACCGUAGAUUUCCUUGCCAAAAUGAAUUCUGUGAUAGAAAAUUUUUCAGAAAAGAUCACCUGACGUCACAUUUGAAGAAAUGUAGAGCAGUUGAUAGAGUGCAAUGCCCGAAAGACGGUUGUGAAUUGAGUUUUGCCACAGACGGCUCCUUGCAAAAACAUAUUGCAAAUGUGCACGAAGUGAAAAAACCUAAUACGAAGAGAGUUAUUAAUAUUCCAAAGCCUAAGCGGAGUACGCUUCCAAAUCAGAAAGAUGGGAAAAUUGGUAAGAAUGUUAAAGCUUCCAUCAGCGUGAAAUAUAUAUCCACCGCGAAUAUGAAAGAUGACGACGCCAACUCGAUGAUAGAUUAUUCCGAGCUAACAAAAUUCUACAACGGCAUAACCUACGACAAUGGAGUCAGCAUCAAAAUAGCCGAUGAUACCGAAGAAAAAGGCUCCUUAGAUAACAAGGACCAGGACGAAAUCAUCGAGAAAAAACACGAUGAAGAACAUGAGGUCGUCCCUUUGCCCAUCGAACAUCUGCAGGAGCUGAUGAACCUAAAGAAUUGUGUUUUGAGCAUUGGAGAGAACGGAGUCUUGUCGGUGACACAGAGAGAAAGCCACGACACAGAAGUACUCCAACUACCAAUCGACCAAAACAAUUUACCGGAAAAUUCUAUUUUACCAGAACAAAUCGUUCCAACGACCACAGACAAAUUCUGCGCCCGCAUCCUCACCAAAGACGAGAUAAGAUCCUUCAAAAGACCCCACUUGUCCUCCUCCAACAAGGUUCUCAACCAGGAACCCGUCGUAGAACCCCAAGAGGACACCGUAAACAACAACAGCCAAACCACCAAUAACCACCAGAUCUACGACAUCAGCAAUUUCGACCAAUAUUUAACUCUAGUAUCCCAGAACAUGUCUCCGAUUGGCCAGAUUCAGCAGAUAAAGGAUGGUAAUGGUUCUAAUUAUCUGAUUCAGGAGUAUCAGGAGACUGUUAUGGACGAUGAUGGUCUCGGUUGGAAGUAUAAUAAGCACCCGGGUGAGAGCAAUGACGGUUUUGCAUUUGGCCCCCCCAAGCCCCAGGAUCAACAGAAUAGAACAAAUUCCCUAAUGCAAUACGAACUGAUUGAGUCGUUUAAUGAGAACGCGAAUGAGGAAAUGGUUGACUUGUUGUCGAUGGAGAACCUCAACGACAACUUCUACGAAGCCGCCGAAAGAAAUUUAACUGCCACUAAUUUUAAGGACAAGAAUGAUAUUUAAUAACAUUUUCCACGACA